AUGAAACAAAGCUCAAAGGAGAUACAAGAGAAAGACUGUGCAGAUCUUUACAAAAAAGGUGAAAAAAAGAACGGAGUUUAUCAAAUUGAUCCAGAUGGUCAUGGUUACUUUAAGGUUUUCUGUGAUAUGACGUCAUCUGGUGGAGGUUGGACUGUGUUUCAAAGACGUCAAGAUGGAAGUGUAAACUUCUAUCGAGGUUGGAAAGACUAUAAACAAGGUUUUGGUGAUCUGAAAGGCGAAUUCUGGCUUGGAUUGGAUAAAAUAUACCGACUAACAUCUGCAAGGAGAAAUAAACUUCGUGUUGAUCUUGGAGACACGUCAGGAAACAAAACAUAUGCUGAACAUGAUUAUUUUGCUGUAAAGAAUGAAAAUGAAAAACAUCAAUUGAGUCUUGGAAAAAUAUUCUGUGUGUGUUAUCUUGAACACAAUUAUCGCCAUUUAGGAACUGCUGGGGACUCAUUAUCCGCCCAUAAAAACAAGUCGUUUACGACAAAAGAUUCAGACAACGAUACAGAUGUUGUAGGAAACUGCGCUGUAAAUGCUAAAGGUGCUUGGUGGUAUUAUUAUUGUUAUGAUUCCAACCUAAAUGGGUAUUAUUAUCAUGGCAAUUAUCAACCUUCUGCAUCUUGGUACAAAGGUGUUGUUUGGAAAGAGUGGAAAGGAUUUUCUUAUUCUUUAAAAUUCACUGAAAUGAACUCGUUGGCUCAAGUGGACGAGGAAUCUGAUUUUGAAAAUGAAGAGGAAGCAAUCACCACAAGAGAUUUGCAAGAAGAUUCAAAGUGUACUCUGCAAAAUUAG
Messenger RNA from Xenia sp. Carnegie-2017, 798 nucleotides. Its product is annotated as ryncolin-2-like. The record is from RefSeq and is a predicted model, not a curated record. The transcript has 4 exons. Bases 1 to 798 code for a protein of 265 amino acids. NCBI's taxonomy places the organism in Eukaryota, Metazoa, Cnidaria, Anthozoa, Malacalcyonacea, Xeniidae.